Molecule: messenger RNA, 598 nt
Organism: Mytilus californianus (California mussel)
Lineage: Eukaryota; Metazoa; Mollusca; Bivalvia; Mytilida; Mytilidae
Product: perlucin-like protein
Exons: 4
Coding region: 1-573 (190 amino acids)
Source: RefSeq, a predicted model, not a curated record
AUGAAAAAAUUGUUGGUAACAGCCAAUCACGAUAGGUUAAAGAUCUGUAAAGAUCGGGUACUCCCUCCUUGGUUGGUUAAGGAAAAGAAGAGACUGGAACAGGGGAACGAAUGGGUAGAAAAGGAUACCUUAGAUAACCCAGAACAAACUCCUAAACAGACCCGGGAUGACAAUCCACCCACACCAGAUAUUUUACAAGAUUCAGGCAAACUAUGUGAAGUGAUUGGACGUCAAUAUGGAAGAUCGGCAUCAUUAGCUACCGUUGAUGAUGCGAAAACACAACAGUUUCUUACAGAUUUAAUGAUCAAAAUAAAUUCCAUUGGAAUGUACAUAGGAUUAAAUGACCUUGUAACUGAAGGGACAUUUCACUGGGUAGCCAACGGCAAGCAGGCAACAUACUUUAACUGGGGACCUACCCAACCAAACAACAGAGGGGGAAACGAAAAUUGUGUAGCUAUGCGAGUUGAUCCAGUUAUAGGCUUCAAUUAUUCUUGGACAGAUGGUCCUUGCACAGUUCCAACCACCUACAUUUGUGAAAUGGUGGCAGCAGAUAUUGGAAACCUUCUCGGAUAGCCGUAAUUGUCAGCAAUUGUAUUAC